UUAAAUACGACUUGAGUGUCAAUAUGUCUUAGCCUAGCGCUCCCUCCAGCAUUAAUAAUCUUCAAGGUCACGGCAAUUACCGAUACUGCUCCAUCGUGGCAUUUCCUUUUACGAGGCCAGCUCAGAACAUUCUCCCCAGUAUUCUAUCCAAUUGAGUCUGACAAUCCAUGUUGACAUUGAGUUUAGGUACGUGUUUGUCAGCACUUGAUGAGGAACCUGGGGAGUACAACAUAGUCGGUUUUAAGGGUUCAUGCUACUAUUAUCAUUAUGGUGCUCAAGGUGUCAAUGACCAAGGCUGGGGCUGUGGUUACAGAACACUGCAAACCAUUUUGUCUUGGUACAAACUUACAAAAUCCUGCCCUUUCGAUGUACCUACUUUACUAGAAGUUCAGAAUAUAUUGCAUGAAAUCGGAGACAAGCCUAGAGUUUUUGUAGACUCUCAUGAUUGGAUUGGAACAUACGAAUGUGGAUUAGUAAUACAACACCUGACAAAGCAUGAUUUUAAGAUAAUACGUGUGGAAAAAGGCAAUUUUACGGAGGAAAUCAUCAAAUUUCUUAUUCAUCAUUUUCAAGCAGAAGGAUCACCAGUCAUGCUCGGAGGAUACGACGACAGUUCAUCAAAAGGAAUUAUUGCAGUAAAAACGUUUCUUGACCAGCCAACAAUGUUGCUAACUUGUAUCUCGUUUGUGUUACGAACAUGUAUGUAGACUAAGAAUUAUACUUGACAAUUAAGCCAGUACCUAAAAUCCUUGGCUAAACAGUCUGACACUUUGUAAGCUGAACGGUUUAAUGAAACAGUUCAUUGUUUUGUUCAAGAAUACUGCAAAAAUCGAGAGAAUCAUUCAAGUUGUCUAUCAGAAAUGCUUUGUAUUCUAAUGGUGACUAUAUUGAUUGUGCUUGACAGUCCAAGUGUUUGGAAUUCAAUAGGCAUCACUUGUGUUUGUCACCAUAUUCGUUUUACACUUGAACAUAAAUAUAGGAGGAAGUGAAUUGUGCUUUAUUUUAUUUAUUUAAACACAAAUAUUGGUACAAACGGGCACCGGAUAUAUAUAUAUAUGCGCCACACAAAUCUCAUUUGAUUUGUGU
Schistosoma rodhaini is the source of this 1086-nucleotide messenger RNA. Lineage: Eukaryota; Metazoa; Platyhelminthes; Trematoda; Strigeidida; Schistosomatidae. The record is from the annotation of a GenBank genome assembly.